Gadus macrocephalus (Pacific cod) is the source of this 2407-nucleotide messenger RNA. RefSeq names its product proline-rich protein 2-like. The transcript is spliced from 2 exons. NCBI's taxonomy places the organism in Eukaryota, Metazoa, Chordata, Actinopteri, Gadiformes, Gadidae. The record is from RefSeq and is a predicted model, not a curated record. Bases 1851 to 2270 code for a protein of 139 amino acids.
UUGGGGACCCAAAAGCACCGCUCAACAGCAUAGUGGACUUCAUGGUCGUUGGUGUGUGGAGUGAGUUUGAGUGAUGUUGUUGUUCUUUUAAAAUUGCAUCCAGAUGUUCUCCCACUGUUCUGCGGUGCUGCCGGAGCCAAACGGCUUCAAGGGUGUCAGGUUCCAGAUAAUCACGGUUGUUGGGGUGUCAUCCCUACACCUGCAAUUGUUUGGUUUCAUUGCUUCCAAUUGUUGGAUGCCAAGUCGUAAAUGUGUGUUUUUCUGAACACACAUGGUUAUGCUAUUGGGACACGACAAGCCACGCCCCCAUCCAAGCCCCUGAUGGAAAUAAGCCCUGUUCUGGUUUUGUCCUUCACACACUGGCCUUCCCUUUAAACCAAUCUGCUCUCUUUAUCGUCUAGAUACCAACCGGGACGUGGUUUCAGUUUCGAUAUGAACUGUGGGGGGGUUAUCCUACAGAGAUCAGAAGAGUCCCUUUCUCUUUCUGGGUGCUUUCCUCAGUUCUGGUGAAGUAGAGCUGCUCCCCCUGCUGGUGGGUUUGGGGAAGAUAACCUGUUGAAUGGGGAGAGGAAAAAAGGCAAAGGAAUGUCAGAAGAUUGUUGGUAUGCUUCUCCUUCCCGCCGACCGGGUGUUCAAGUGUCUGAGGUGUGUGAAUGUGUGUGUUCCUUUUUGUGUGUGUUCCUUCGUCUGAGCAGACCAGCGAUGCCUCAUUGGACGAGGAGGUUCUGAAUGUUAAACGCCCAAACCGCAGGACGUCGUACCGGGUCCAACUGGUUCCCAGCCUCGCCUGUCAAACCGUAAACGUCCGGUUUAGUUCUUCACAUUUGGGUGGUGUCGUUUCUCCCCUGGGACUCCAAAUCCAAACAAGACCAUACAAGGUUUUGAUCUUGCGUCCAACUGAAAAAAAGACUCUGCCCUUACCAGUAUAACCAAUGCAUGGUGACAGCCAAACCAGUACCGUAUCUGAAUGGCUACAGCCAAAACCAGUACGGUAUCUGACUGACCAGUCAAACUAAUACCAUAUCUGAAUGUUACGUUUCCACUUCUGAUUCAGCCACAAUAAACUCAUCAUGUAAUCAGUGUAGAUUUAAACAUGUUAUCUCUUGUUUGACUUGCUUUGUGCGUACGGUGACCUUUCUAGGGUCAGACUGGGUGGGGAGCAGGAGGGAAUGUCCUCCAUUUGAAACAGAGCUCUGUUCAGCUCCAUCACUAACGGGGAGGUCAUGUGCUUCUCGGGUUGUGGUUUGGACACGGUGGUUUGGAGUUCUUCACCAGACACGUGGUGGGUGCACUGGACCUUUUAGAGCGUUUACCUCUGUGAUCUCUUCCACCUCGCUCUCUAAACCUCAUCCCUAAAUACGCCCUUCUUCAUACUUCAAGUUGACUCGGGUCUUUUGUCUAGACUAGACCGUCCCUUUGCUUAAUAGUUUCAUUUAACUGGCUUGCAAACGUGACUAUUUCUAGUAAAGUGGAGCUGUUGGUCUCACAUUAACAGGAUUACCUCACCCUCUCACUGAUCACGUGAUCUGAUCUCUCCUCACUCUUGUCACCAACACCUUUGGCUCCUCCUUCCUCUCCUUCUUUUCUUCACAACAUGUGUAUCUACUGUCAGUAUCCCACUUUCUUUGGUUUGUAUCUCAUCGGGUUUCCCUUCACAUAGUUUAACAUCUAUAUAGCACAUCUCAAACUUUCUCAAUGUUCUCUGGCUUUUUGUCUUUUCUCCUGCCUCUAUCUCUCAAUCAGUGUUUUCUUGCCGUCUCCCUCCCUCCCUCCCUCCCUCCUGCCAGGUUGGUCCUAACAAUGUGGGCUCUGUACUGGAGCCUGAGCCUCAGCCUCGCCCCCUGGUCAGUAUGACUCAAACUGACCCCGCAUCCUCUCCAUCCCGCAACACCCAGAGACCGAGUGAGGACUCUGCCACUUUGAGACCGAACCCCGUGGUGUUGAAAGCACGUCAGCCCUCAGGGGGGAAGACCCCCAGGAUCAAAUCCUCGGGGGAGAAGACCCCAGGAUUCAAUCCUCGGGGGAGAAGAUCCCCAAGACCCAGCCCCCAGGAGCUUCAGGGACCCCCAAGACGCAGCCCUCUUGGGCCCCAGGGACCGCCAAGACCCAGCCCUCUUGGGCCCCAGGGACCGGCAAGACCCAGCCCUCGCGGGCCCCAGGGACCGCCAAGACCCAGCUCACGGGGGCCCCAGGGACCGCCAAGAUCCAGCCCCUGGGGUCCCCAGGGACCCCCAAGACCCAGCCCUCAGAGGUCCCAGGGCCUGGCGUGAAGGUUCUCUCGCUUCUUGUUUUUCUGGCCUCUGGGUGCUCCGUGAUACUCUGUGGUUCCGUGUGUACACCGGCCCUCCUCCCAGGACCAGAGCAGAAAGACCGCUCCUUCUCCCCCUCUGCUGAUGAAAGGAACUCU